GAUCCUCAAAACAAUAAUCAAUCACUGUGCUAGAAGCUAAUCUAGCUGUAUAACUUCCUUAUUGUUCUAUCUAUUAGAGUUACUGAUAGAUAGUCUCAUCUCUACAUGGGAGUUCCCAGCUAGCUCUACGCACAGGACCACUGUCCAUGCGACACGACCAACUGAGAAGUCAGAACGAACAACAGCCUCAGUUCCAUCACAACCAGAUCUGGUAAACAGCCAUUCAUAUCCCAGCAUGGAUCUCCGCAAAAAAAAAAGGAAGGUCCUCUUAAUGGGUAAGAGUGGCUCUGGCAAGUCGUCAAUGCGUUCUAUUAUUUUCAGCAACUAUGUUGCAAAGGAUGUGCGCCGAUUAGGUGCCACCAUUGACGUGGAACACAGCCAUGUGAAGUUUAUGGGGAAUUUGACACUUAAUCUAUGGGACUGUGGAGGACAAGACGCCUUCACGGAAACAUACCUCGGCGGCCAACGAAGCAACAUAUUCUCCGACGUCGCCGUCCUGAUCUACGUCUUUGACAUUGAAUCUCGUGAAGUCGAGCGCGAUCUCGACACCUAUAACGCCAUCAUCGAAGCCCUACACCAACACAGUCCCAGCGCCCACGUGUUCUGUCUAAUCCACAAACUCGACCUAAUCCAAGCCGAACAUCGCCAACGCAUCUACGAAGAAAGAUCGAACCUGAUCCGCCAUCGCUCAAACCAUUUCGAUAUCGAUACCUUUGGGAGCAGUAUCUGGGAUCAAUCGCUGUACAAGGCCUGGGCGGGGAUUGUGCACAAACUUAUUCCGAAUCUAUACGUGAUUGAGCGCUUUCUCAGCGCGUUUGCGACCAAGAUUGAUGCAGAGGAGGUUAUCCUGUUUGAGCGAUCGACCUUUUUGACAGUUACGUCGUUUGCGUCUGAAGUCGGAAGUUUGAAUCCGAUUUACGAUCGUCACGAGCGACUGUCGAAUAUCAUGAAGGCAUUCAAACAUUGCGCGGCUCGGAAUACGCAUACUACCCCGGCUUCGGCUGGGUUUUUGGUCAUGCAUACCAAGACACCGCAGUUUAACGUGUUUCUUGGACGGUUUACGGACAACACGUAUAUCUUUGUCGUUGUGCCGCCUGGCGAAGCGGCCUACAAUUGCGCAGUGUUGAAUACAAUGUUGGCUCGAGAAGGGUUUGCAAGGGCAGCUCAGUCAGGACAUGGCGGCGACGGGUUUCCUCUACCCAUGUCUACGUCUGCUACAUCGCAUUCCAAGGGACACAAUGCAUCGUCAACAGCGCAAUACGGAUCUUUGCGCGAAUAACAGUACGAUAUGAAUGACAACGGGGAAGAUGUUCGAUAGAUUCGCAAUUUCCUUUUUCCUGCCUGUUGGAUUACGUGGUCCUGGUGGUUUGAUUUAUUGAGUGCUCUUCAGUGUUCAGCGAAGGCGUUGCAUUGAUUUCACGAAGACUUCUCGGUGUGAAUGUCGGUAUGAAUUUGAUAAAUCCGGUG
Talaromyces stipitatus ATCC 10500 is the source of this 1467-nucleotide messenger RNA. RefSeq names its product small monomeric GTPase (Gtr1), putative. Bases 236 to 1279 code for a protein of 347 amino acids. Lineage: Eukaryota; Fungi; Ascomycota; Eurotiomycetes; Eurotiales; Trichocomaceae. Gene Ontology annotation, molecular function: GTPase activity; GTP binding. Gene Ontology annotation, cellular component: nucleus; fungal-type vacuole membrane; Gtr1-Gtr2 GTPase complex. The record is from RefSeq and is a predicted model, not a curated record. Gene Ontology annotation, biological process: regulation of autophagy; positive regulation of TOR signaling; cellular response to starvation. The transcript is spliced from 2 exons.